Messenger RNA from Tachysurus vachellii, 3460 nucleotides. RefSeq names its product tyrosine kinase, non-receptor, 2a (gene tnk2a). The transcript has 16 exons. Bases 93 to 3200 code for a protein of 1035 amino acids. Gene Ontology annotation, cellular component: extrinsic component of cytoplasmic side of plasma membrane. The record is from RefSeq and is a predicted model, not a curated record. Gene Ontology annotation, biological process: negative regulation of epidermal growth factor receptor signaling pathway; signal transduction; protein phosphorylation. Gene Ontology annotation, molecular function: protein tyrosine kinase activity; protein serine/threonine/tyrosine kinase activity; protein binding. NCBI's taxonomy places the organism in Eukaryota, Metazoa, Chordata, Actinopteri, Siluriformes, Bagridae.
GGUCUGCAGCGUGAAAUAUUCUUAGAUAUCUUUUUAUCUACAGUGUGAUGAUUCAACGUUUCAACUGGAUUCUGAAUCUGUAGAUAACAGACAUGCAGUCAGACGAGGGGACAGAGUGGCUCAUGGAGCUGCUCACAGAUGUGCAGCUGCAGCAGUAUUUCCUGCGAAUCCGAGAUGAUUUAAAUGUCACUCGUCUCUUUCACUUUGACUACGUGAAGACUGAAGACCUGGAGAAGAUCGGCAUGGGGCGACCAGGUCAGAGGCGCCUGUGGGAAGCAGUGAAGAGACGCAGAGCGAUGUGUAAACGCAAAUCGUGGAUGAAGGUGUUCACAGGUAAGAGACCAGACACAGAGACUCAGACCGGAGUGACCUUUCAGGAUUCGUCUCCCUGCAGUGUUCCGGCCGAAGCUCGGGGUGAAUCCCAGCCUGCGGCUCUGACCUGUCUGAUCAGUGACCGAGAUCUGACGCUGCUGGAGAAACUCGGGGACGGAUCAUUCGGCGUGGUGAAGAGGGGGGAAUGGCAGGCUCCGUCUGGACGAGUGCUGAAUGUUGCUGUGAAGUGCCUGAAGACAGAUUUGUUGGAUCAUACGGAAAGUCUGGAUGAUUUCAUACGGGAAGUGAACGCUAUGCACUCUCUGGAUCACCAGAACCUCAUCCGGCUGUACGGUGUCGUCCUCACACACCCCAUGAAGAUGGUGACGGAGCUGGCUCCUCUUGGUUCUCUGUUGGACCGGUUGAGAAAGCGCCAGGGUCACAUCCUGAUCUCGGUGCUGUGUCGCUACACCGUGCAGAUCGCGUGUGGAAUGGCGUACCUCGAGUCACGCCGCUUCAUCCACAGAGACCUGGCCGCACGAAACAUCCUGCUGGCCUCCAACGACCUCGUCAAAAUCGGAGACUUCGGCUUGAUGCGCGCGCUGCCAGGGAACGACGACCAUUACGUGAUGCAGGAGCACCACAAGGUUCCGUUCGCGUGGUGUGCUCCAGAGAGCCUGAAGACCAGAACCUUCUCUCAUGCCAGUGAUACCUGGAUGUUUGGUGUGACGCUGUGGGAGAUGUUCAGUCAUGGCCAGGAGCCAUGGCUCAGCCUCAACGGCAGCCAGAUCCUCCAUAAGAUCGAUAAGGAGGGCGAGCGGCUGGUCAAACCCGAGGACUGUCCUCAGGACAUCUACAACGUCAUGCUUCAGAGCUGGUCUCCAAAACCCGAGGACAGACCGACGUUCGUGGCUCUGAGAGACUUUCUCAUGGAGACGAUGCCUACAGACAUGAGAGCUCUGCAGGACUUUGAUGAACCGGACAAGCUGAAGAUCCACGCCAACGACGUCAUCACUAUCAUCGAGGGCAGAGCAGAGAAUUACUGGUGGCGAGGUCAGAACCGUCAAACUCUGAAGGUGGGUCAGUUCCCCAGGAACGUGGUGACGUCUGUAGCUGGACUUUCAGCCCAUGACAUCAGUAGACCUCUUAAGCACAGCUUCAUCCACACGGGCCAUGGAGACACCGACCCUCAUCGCAGCUGGGGCGCUCCUGAUAAAAUUGAUGAUAUAUACCUGGGGAACCCCAUGGACCCUCCUGAUGUUCUUGGUAUGGAUCCGAAUGCUGACAGACCCACUAAAUUAGCAAACCGCUCCAAAAAGCAACCUCCACCUCGUCCUCCUCAGCCUGCUAUCCUUCUCAAGAAGCCUUUCUAUGACUUUGUGAUUGAUGAUGAUGAUGAUGGUGAUGAUGAUCUAAUAGUCACUGGACUAAAGAAGCUCUCUCGGAAACCGCCAUCAUACCUCGGGCUACGCCUUCGUCCAUGGGAGAACUCAAACCCAGUCGAUCAUCUCAGUGAGGUCUCGCUCAUCGACUUUGGAGAUGAUAGCUUCAGCUCCACCUCACCUUCCCCCAUUACAGAGACUCCUGCCUCCAGCUCCACUCUGUCUGGAGCCUCCAUCCUGGAUUAUGGUCCUCCACCGAGCCCGUACCGCAGUUUGCCGAACCCUCUCCACCCAACCCCAGUGGUGGACUGGGACUCCCGGCCUCUGCCUUCUCUCCCUGCAUAUGAUGAGGUGGCUGUAGAGUGUGAGGAGCAGGAGGAUGUGGAAGUCAGUUCCAUAAACACUGCUAAGACUGACAACAAUCCAGUCCAGCAUAAUUAUGAUGCUGUUGAAGGAGAUAUAGAUCUCAAAUGCAAAGUGGAAGAUGAACUGUUUCAUCUGUCCAAACCCAUUGUGGAGAACCGCUCUACCUCGCAGUCGGCUGAUAUCUUCAAGGAGUUACAGAGAGAGGUCAUGGCAAAGCUACGCGUACCAGUGACGGCGCAGUCGAUGCCUUCAUCGCCCCUCUUACCACAUCGCCAAAUCAUCCUGCCAUCCUGUGAGGACAAGCCCCAGGUCCCACCCCGGAUUCCUGUCCCCCCAACACGGCCUUCCAGACGGACACGAGCCAGGCUUUCAGCCUCUUUAGCUGAUGAUGAAGAGAAAUCUCAGCCUCCUCAGAUCCCUCCGAGAGACCACGCCAUGUCCCAGCCCAGCUCGCGAUGCCCCAGUCCCAUGAUCUCAACUCAGCAGAGACCAGUUUUGUGCUGUGUCGGUUCUCUGGGUUCCUGUCUUUCCCCUUCAUCGUACUCCUAUGCUCCAUCUACUGCACCUUCAAAGCUCUCGCUCAGCCCCAGUCGAGUCAACUAUAAUUCCCAGAAUGCCACGUCCUCCACCAAUAUGGACCAGACUCGAGCAAAGAGUCCCUGCAACAUGCCAGUCAUGAGCGACACCACCAAGGCCAGCAGCGCUCAGUUCUACCUGCUUCCUGACAGGCCAAUGUAUCUUGAAAGAUUCGACAAGUCUGUGAAAGAUUCAGAACAAAACAAAGAGCGACGGACCAACAUGGCGACCGUCAGACCCAUGAUACAACAGCAGAUCAGCAGCAGCACUCAGAGCUCAACGACCGUCAGCACUUACAGCAGUGUGAAACAGGUACAGGAGGCAGUCCAUGGAGUGACAGUAGAGGAGUGUCAGACGGCGCUCCAGAGUCACGGCUGGAACAUCCAGAAGGCUAUAGAGUACCUCAAGGUAGAGCAGCUGUUCCGUCUGGGUCUGAAGACUAGGCCUGAGUGUGUGGAAGUUCUACAGAGGUGCAGCUGGAACCUGGAGCGAGCGAGCACCCAGAUGCUGGACUCCUACGGUCCCUCUAGACAAAGAGCGAACAGACCUGAAGAACUUUUCUAAGGCUGUAGUAGUAAGCUGAGAAAAGUGAACAUCUUUCUGAGAAAAGAUGAAGCACUUUGGAUGAGUGAUGAAACAUCCUGAACAUCCCAGCUCACAUUCACUACACAGCAGAGGAGAAGAUAAGAUGUAGCUCCAGCGUUCGCAUCUGCUCCUGAAUUAUUUCUGUUGGGAACCAGGAGUCGUUAUCUCUGCUAACCUGAGGGUCCAUCAGAGACGAGGUCAGAGAUCAAUACUGAGUCAAUUCCAUCAUGCACGUCAGA